AUGGGGUUGAAUAAUCAAGUGCAGAGGAAAUCGAGUUUCAGGUUUGAGAUAGAUAACUUUUCGGAGAAGGAAGCUGCGAUAGCUUCUCAGGCAUUCGUUACUUUAGCAAGAAAGUUAUUCACAGAGCACCCAGAUAUUGCAGAAGAUUUCAAACCAAAGAACCAAGUGGUGAAGACCGAAUACAUGAAUGUCCUUCUCAACCUCAUUGAGACACUUAACAGGCCUUCAGAGAAUCACUCAGAGAUAGAGCUAAGCAAUGCUCACAGUGAGUUGAGUGAGCUGAUGGAACAAGGCUUCAAGCUGGGCUGGUUGCAGUCAAAGCUUGAUGAGGUUUCCUUGAAGAGGAAGAAGGCAGAUGCGGAUGUCCAACAACUCGAUGAACGUGUUAAGAAUCUUGAGCAGAUGAACUUGGAAUUCAAGCUGGACUGUUUGAAGACAAAGCUUGAGGAGGUUUCCUUGGAGAGGAAGAAAUCAGAUGAUGCUGAUGGUUCUCGGGUCAAAGAAAUGGAGGCACGCAUCAAGAAUCUUGAGAUGGUUGUGUCGGAUCUCAAAGUUAAACUAGACAAGGAUGAGGCCAAAUCUUUUGCUGAUGAUUUUGAGUUGAUGGAACCGGUUGAUUGA
Molecule: messenger RNA, 621 nt
Organism: Camelina sativa (false flax)
Lineage: Eukaryota; Viridiplantae; Streptophyta; Magnoliopsida; Brassicales; Brassicaceae
Source: RefSeq, a predicted model, not a curated record